This is a messenger RNA of Beta vulgaris subsp. vulgaris (sugar beet), 582 nucleotides long. RefSeq lists its product as uncharacterized. The transcript has a single exon. The record is from RefSeq and is a predicted model, not a curated record. NCBI's taxonomy places the organism in Eukaryota, Viridiplantae, Streptophyta, Magnoliopsida, Caryophyllales, Amaranthaceae. The coding region runs from base 1 to 582 and encodes 193 amino acids.
AUGGCUGGAACUAACAACAACAAAGAUAAAGAUAACAAUUUGAAUCCAUACAAAGACCCUCUUUUUCUUGCUGUAAAUGAAAAUGCAGCAACCCCAUUGGGAGGAAUAAUCUUUGAUGGAGGAAAUUUUCUCAACUGGAACAGAAGCAUUAGGAUAGCACUUGGUGCUAAGAACAAGUUAGGAUUUCUUGAAGGAAAACACAAGAAACCUACCACUGGAGCUGAUGAAAUCCAGAAAUGGACAAGAUGUGAUUUUAUGGUGAGAUCAUGGAUUCUUAACACCAUUAAACCUGAAAUUGCAAGUAGUCUUGUUAGUAUGCAGUCUACUAGCAGAUUGUGGGAAGAAAUAGUUGAGAGGUAUGGUCAAACCAACGCUCCUCAACUAUAUCAACUCAAGAAAGAAUUAUGGGAUCUUAAACAAGAUAACUUGAGUGUGAGUGACUACUAUUGUAGGCUCAAAGAGCUAUGGGAGCAGAUAGCUGAGUUGGAAGAUGUCCCACAAUGCAGCUGUGGAGCCAUGGGGAAUGUACUUGUGAUUUGCACACCAAGAUCUCACAGAGAGAUUCUGAUAACAAGCUCAUGA